CGCUGCCUAGCAGCGGCGGCGCCGCCGCCAUGUCUGGGGGCCCGGUGCGGCUGCUGCGCCUGGGGCUCAGGCCUUACGCCGAGGCCCUGCGGGUGCAGGACAGCUGCGUGGCGGCCGCCAGGGCCGCCCGGGCCUCGGCUACCCUGCCCUGUGCCCCGCCCGGUGCCCUGGCGGCCGAGAGCGUGGUGCUGAGCGAGCCGGCCGAGCCGGUCUACGUGUGGGGCCUGCGGGGAGCCCCGGAGGCGGCGGCGGCGGAGCGGCUGCGGGCGCUGGGAGCGGGGCUGGUGGCCGCCCGCCGCGGCGGACACAUCACCUACCACGGGCCCGGCCAGCUCCUCGCCUUCCCGGUGCUCGACCUCCGCCGCCGCCGCCUGCCGCUGCGCCGCUACGUGGCCGGGCUGGAGGCGCUGAUCGUCCGCCUCUGCCACCGGCUGGGGCUGAGCGCCGCCAGGGCCCUGCCGCCGCCGUUCACCGGCGUCUGGAUGGGCGACAGCAAGAUCUGCGCCAUCGGGGUACACUGUGGGCACUCCAUCACCUCCCACGGGCUGGCCCUCAACUGCUGCCCAGAGCUGAGCUGGUUCCAGCACAUUGUGCCCUGUGGGCUGCCUGGCACCGGGGUCACCUCCCUGAGCCAGGAGCUGGGGCACCGGGUGCCAGUGGAGGACAUCCUGCAGCCCUUCCUCGACGCCUUCCAGGAGGUCUUUGACUGCACCUUGGUGGACCCAGGGCCCUAGGCUUGGCAUCUGCCCUGGCACCGUGCCCCGAGCCGUGCCCCCAGCCUGCCCUCUGCCACCUCUGCCCUGCAGACCAGGA
Messenger RNA from Dryobates pubescens (Downy woodpecker), 813 nucleotides. It is a transcript of the gene LIPT2, whose product is annotated as lipoyl(octanoyl) transferase 2. Lineage: Eukaryota; Metazoa; Chordata; Aves; Piciformes; Picidae. The record is from RefSeq and is a predicted model, not a curated record. Gene Ontology annotation, biological process: protein lipoylation. Gene Ontology annotation, molecular function: lipoyl(octanoyl) transferase activity. Gene Ontology annotation, cellular component: mitochondrion. The transcript has 2 exons. Bases 30 to 734 code for a protein of 234 amino acids.